This is a messenger RNA of Myzus persicae (green peach aphid), 1017 nucleotides long. Its product is annotated as piggyBac transposable element-derived protein 3-like. The coding region runs from base 1 to 1017 and encodes 338 amino acids. The transcript has a single exon. NCBI's taxonomy places the organism in Eukaryota, Metazoa, Arthropoda, Insecta, Hemiptera, Aphididae. Gene Ontology annotation, molecular function: sequence-specific DNA binding. The record is from RefSeq and is a predicted model, not a curated record.
AUGAUUGUGGAUUAUUCAAAUACCUAUGCAUCUAAUAAAAACCAAACACUUCAAAUUGAUAUAAAUGAACUGAAGUGUUUUUUAGGUAUCUUGUUGUUAUCAGGUUAUAAUGAAGUAUCACGAAGACGUAUGUACUGGGAAAAAUCACCAGAUACACAUAACAACUUGGUGUCAGAUGCAAUGCGACGAAAUCGCUUUGAGCAAAUUUUUUCAAACAUUCAUUUCUGUGAUAAUAGUAAGCUUGAUGAGCAUGAUAAAUUUUCCAAAAUAAGACCAUUAAUUUCUAUGCUGAAUUCAAGAUUUUUGAUACACGCACCACACCAACAAUUUCAUAGUAUAGAUGAAUCAAUGGUUCCUUACUUCGGCAGACACGGUUGCAAACAGUUUAUAAGGGGCAAGCCUAUUCGUUUUGGUUUCAAAAUUUGGAUUGGGACACUAAGAUUAGGCUAUGUGGUCUGGAUAUCUCCCUACCAAGGCAAAAGGGGUGAUCUUCAAAAUACUGAGUAUGGUUUGGGUGCAUCAGUUAUCAUUUCGUAUGCAAAUAAUUUAUUGACACACCGUAUAGCUCCAUACCAUUUGGUGUUUGAUAAUUUCUUCACUGGUUUACCUUUAUUAGAAAAGUUAAGUGAAAUGGGUUUGUAUGGAACAGGGACAAUACGUUCAAAUAGAACAAAGAAAUGCCCAAUCAACUUGGUUGCAAUGAAAAAAAUAAAAAGAGGUUCAUAUGAAAGUUAUGUUUCCGAUUCUGGUAUUUUGGUAUGUGCAUGGAAGGACAAUAGCACUGUUACCAUAGCAUCCAAUAAUGUCGGAGUUGAGCCAAUCAUGGCUGCAAAAAGAUGGUCUGUUUCAGACAAAAGAAGUAUAAGAAUACCACAACCAAAAAUUAUACAUUUGUACAACCAAAAUAUGGGUGGUGUUGAUCGUAUGGAUCAAAACGUUUCUCAGUAUCGUAUUUCUAUUCGUGGUAAGAAAUGGUAUUCAUGUAUAGUAUUGUACUGUAUUGAUUUGGCUGUAUAA